Molecule: messenger RNA, 2256 nt
Organism: Fraxinus pennsylvanica
Lineage: Eukaryota; Viridiplantae; Streptophyta; Magnoliopsida; Lamiales; Oleaceae
Source: the annotation of a GenBank genome assembly
AUGGAUACUGGUGGAGGUGACGUGCCGCCGAAGAAAGACGGCGAGUUUCUUCUCCAGCUCCUCAAGAAACCACCGCAACUACACCCUACGCAAAUCCGACCAAACCCGCAUCCCCAAACCAUACCCGAUGAUCCGGCGGUGGUGGCUGUGGGGCAUACUGUUCCACCUUACUUGCAGCCACAGCCAGUGUUCUCAUCGGACGGUCGCGAUUCUUCUUACAGCCAAUGGUCGAAUUCGUCUUCCCGCCCACUUUUUGCGCCUCACACUUUCUUCCUGCAAAACCCUAAUUCCAACUUGAACCCUAAUUUUCACGCGCCACCUGGGGGUUUCAGUCACCCCUCUAAUCAGUAUAAUCAUCAGUUUCAACAAACCUCGUUGGGCGAUGACAUAAGGAAAUUAGGGUUUUUUGGUGAUAAUUUAAAGCCGGCACUAGCUCAUCGGCAAGAACCGAAUAUAAUCUUUGGGUCUUUAAACAGAAAUAUUGUGGAUAAUGAUGCUGCAUUGAAUGGGACUGCUUCGGAAGAGUCUUCAAGUGAAAGGGGUAAAUGUGGAAACUCAUAUUUGGAGGAUGAUCUAGGGAGUAAGAGAAGGUUGAAUGGUUUUCGCGUUGAUAAUCAGAAUUCAAUGGAGAUUAAUCAUAAUUUGCAAGGAAAUUUGACUAUCUUGAAGGGUUAUGGGCAAGAAAGGAGUAAUAAUAUUAAUAGAAGGGGAAAUCAAGGACAUCAUGAGAAUUAUAAGAUUGUGGUUCCACCACCCGGUUUUUCAAGCAAUGAUAAUGUGGGAAAUAGGGAGUACGGGUCUAGAGAGAGGACCUUCGAACAUAGUCUCGACAAAGGUAAGGGUAGUUUGAGCCAUAGAACUGUUGAUAUCCAUAGAGUUAAACAAGAACGGAUGUUAUCGGAUCAGAAUAUGGGAUAUGGUGCUCGUAUUUUGGAUGUGAAGGGAUCAAAUAACAGGCUUGAUUUCCCCCUUCCACCAUCUGGCAGCAAUCUUCAUUUGAUUUCGGCCUCUAAUACUGAGGAUUCUGAGCGGAAGUUUCAUGUCGAGGAUAGUGAUAAUGGGGAAGAAUUGGGGAAUGGUGCCCGUGGGCAGAAUGAGUUUGAUGAUUUGGAGGAACGGCUUGUGAAUUCUCUAGGACUUGAAGACGAAUCUCAGGAGAAAAGUGAUAAAAAGAAACAUCAUCGGGACAAGGAUUAUAGAUCUGAUAAGAGAGGACAAUGGAUACUUAACCAGAGGAUGAGGAAUGUGAAGAGGCAGACAAUGUGUCGUGGUGACAUAAACAGGCUGAAUACUGAAUUCCUAGCUAUCUAUGACUCGUUAAUCCCAGCUGACGAAGAAAAGGCCAAGCAAAAGAAAUUGUUGACGUUAUUGGAGAAGCUUGUUAUCAAAGAGUGGCCUGAGGCUCGGUUGUAUCUCUAUGGAUCAUGUGCCAACUCGUUUGACUUUUCAAAAAGUGACAUUGAUGUUUGCCUUGUGAUGGAGGCUGCAAAUUCAGACAAGUCCGAAGUCUUGUUAAAGUUGGCUGAUAUACUGCAGGCGGACAAUCUUCAGAAUGUACAGGCACUUACAGGUGCCAGGGUUCCCAUAGUUAAGCUCAUGGAUCCAGUCACCGGUAUUUCUGGUGACAUUUGCAUGAACAAUGUGCUGGCUGUAGUAAAUACAAAGCUACUUCGGGAUUAUGCACAUAUAGAUGUGAGACUGCGUCAGUUGGCUUUCAUUGUGAAACACUGGGCUAAAACACGAGGAGUCAAUGAAACUUACCGAGGAACACUGUCUAGUUAUGCGUAUGUGUUAAUGUGCAUUAAUUUCUUACAGCAGCGGAGACCAGCUAUUCUUCCAUGCUUGCAGGGGAUGGAUGUCACUUACUCUGUAACUAUAGAAAAUGUUGAAUGUGCUUAUUUCGAUCAAGUGGAAAAGCUUCGUGAUUUUGGAUCCCGGAACAGGGAAAGUAUUUCUCAGUUGGUUUGGGCUUUUUUCCACUAUUGGGCCUAUUGUCAUGAUUAUACAAAUGAUGUUAUAUCUGUUCGAGCAGGAAGCACACUGAGCAAGAGAGCUAAAGAUUGGACUAGAAGAAUUGGUAAUGACCGUCACUUGAUUUGCAUAGAAGAUCCAUUUGAGUUAUCCCACGAUCUUGGUCGAGUGGUGGACAAGUAUAGCAUAAGAGUCCUCAGGGAAGAGUUUGAACGAGCUGCAGAAAUUUUGCAGUAUGAUCCGAAUCCUUGUGUAAAGCUAUUUGAACCCUAUAUCCGUACUUGA